Molecule: messenger RNA, 914 nt
Organism: Telopea speciosissima
Lineage: Eukaryota; Viridiplantae; Streptophyta; Magnoliopsida; Proteales; Proteaceae
Product: protein RGF1 INDUCIBLE TRANSCRIPTION FACTOR 1-like
Exons: 4
Coding region: 160-810 (216 amino acids)
Molecular function (GO): zinc ion binding
Source: RefSeq, a predicted model, not a curated record
ACUCUUUUCACUCUCUGUCGCUCUAAAUUAUCGCCGUCACACACACACUCUCGAUAUUCGGCAAUUUUAAUCGUCGAUUUAGAGCUAAAUUCGCAAACCCUUCCCUGUUCUUCAUACUUUCGGCGAAAUUUGGCAAAAUUACAAUUUCAAUCAGUGGAAAUGGUUGGAUAUGCGAUAAGUCUGAAAAAGAAGAAGAAGAAGGCACCGGAGUGGGUAGGACCAUUACUGAAGAGCAAGUUUUUUGGUUCAUGUGUAAUUCAUCAAGAACUCCGCAAAAAUGAGAAGAAUCUGUUCUGCAUCGACUGUAACCGUUGUAUCUGCCAGCACUGCCUCUCCUCUUCUGCUCACUAUCUUCAUGUGCUGCUUCAGAUCCGUAGAUAUGUCUACCAUGACGUUGUUCGCCUUCAUGAUAUGCAGAAGCACAUAGAUUGUUCCAAAGUCCAGACUUAUCUGAUAAAUCAGGCAAAAGUCAUAUUUCUGAAUCCUCGUCCCCAACUGAAACCGUCGAAGACGAACAGCGGCGCAGCUUGUGAAGUUUGUGAGAGAAGCUUACAAGAGCCUAACCGAUACUGCUCUGUCGCUUGCAAGAUUUCAGGAGUUGCAGAGAAAGGGAGGAGAGAUCAUCCAUUUAUGCCGUUUAAAAUUCCAGAAUUUGAUGAUUUCCCCAUGAAAGAAAAUCAAGAUGAAGACUCUGUGGUGGAAUCAAGUGAGGAGAAGGAGAAUUGUCCACCCAGUUCUAGUCCAGCAUUGAAGCCAAAGAAGCAAUUGCGCAAGAGAAAAGGAAUUCCUCGCAGAGCUCCCCUGUGCUGACUUGUUCUCAACUUGCACAUUCAAUCUCUCUCUCUCUCUCUCUCUCUCUCUCUCUCUCUCUGUGCAUUGUUUAGAAGAUAUUAUUAUUAUUAUUAUUAUUAUUA